AUGGACUCGUUUGAUGAGGGCAUAGAGACGGCUUCUACUACGCCGCCACCCUCCGAGCCGUCGACUAUUUCAGCCUCGAUGACAUAUGCAACCAUAAAAUUUCCGGACUACGAUGUUUGGACGGCUGAUAAAUUCAGGCGAUUCCCUGGGUUUACGAUAGGCCACGACCCUUCUCGAGAGCGGACAUGGUGGUGGCAUUUCGGAUUCAGAAUGAAGGGUAAUAGGCCACGGACUCGCAAGAUAGUAUGGGUCUGCGAGAGAUGCUUCCUCCGGAACAAACCGAGGACCACGGAUUAUGUAUUCAUUGCUUCGACAGGCGGAGGUAUUGUCCGACAUCUGAGAAAGGAGCACGACAUCGUGGUUUGUAUUAUCCCUCCCCAUCCCGUGCCCAUGUCAUUGGACGAAAGGGCUGCUAACAUAUCAGCCACCCUCACAACACGCAAGACCCGUGGCCGGAAGUGGAGGUACAGAUCGGAACAUACUCGAUAUGCUUCGCGCCGAUCCAACGAAUCCUAG
This is a messenger RNA of Fusarium poae, 516 nucleotides long. RefSeq lists its product as uncharacterized. Lineage: Eukaryota; Fungi; Ascomycota; Sordariomycetes; Hypocreales; Nectriaceae. The transcript has a single exon. The record is from RefSeq and is a predicted model, not a curated record. The coding region runs from base 1 to 516 and encodes 171 amino acids.